AUGUUUUUCCAUCGUAUUACAGGUUCAGCCAAGGUAUCCUUCAUUUACAGUAUGUCUAACCCAGCUGAUAUUGUCAUAACAACAUUAACGUCCAUAUUUCUAAUGACCACCAUCGUUGGAAAUCUUCUUAUUUGUGCCAUUGUAUUUAGAAAUCGUGACAUGAGGUGAGUGCAGUUCUCCUUAUUCUGCGAAACAGACGUAAAAUUCUCUUAGUCCGCGGGACUCUAAGGACGAGCAACAGGUACCCAGAGAGCGCGGUUUAGUUUCCGCCGUGUAAUAGUUUGAUAAAAGUUUAGGUUUAAUGACCACAUAACAGACUCAAAUGUCAUCUUGCAGAAGUAUUCGAUGUUGUACGUGUACAUCUGGUUCAAUGUCGAGUACAUAGCCCUUUUUACUAUAUAGUAAAACAGUGGAUAGUUGUUUUCGCGCGCUCUGAUUGGCUACUCAAUCAGUGAAUAUCCUGCACCAUUCACUGAUUCGCCUCCAGUUCCUCCGAGCGAGCGACACCAAACUCGCGUAAGUUUCGAGCAAAAUGCCUUCCCGGUUUGCUGCCGUAACAAACAAAGAAAUUUCACAACUAAUCAAGCGAGCUGUUCCCGAAAUACACGAAGAAGGUGACGAAGUUCGGGGUGGAAGUUUUAACAGGUAAAGCUUUGUCUUUUUGACUUGAAUUUAUCGAUAAAACCGACGAAAAAGUUUUUUGUUUACAAAUGCAAAUUAAGAUUAAGUCUUGCGUUACUUUGUUUAGUUGACUUCUUCAUAAAUAAGCUUAGAACUAAAUUUAAUAAUCUUUUUUACGUAGUGAUUUUUAAUACAAAAAGAAUUCACAACUCCUUUCGGGAAAUUUCCCCGCAAGAGCUAAAGAAAUGCCUUCAAAAGUGUUACUUGUCGGCAAGAAAAAGCGACGAGUGCGGCCGUUCGGUCAAUGCGCGCCAAAAUUGUAAUCGUUGCAGGCAACAGUAAAUGAGUUAAAAAUCAUCAUUUUUCUGCUCAAUUAUCUCACUGUUUUAGUAUAUACUAAAACAGUUAUUCACCGAAGUGGAGGUGGCUAGUGGUGGCCUCAUUAAAUACCCACCACUAGCCACCUGCACUUCGGUGAAUAAUUGUUAUUUAUCUUUCGAUAAGCACAGAUUGUGAAAAAAUAUCUAGCCGGAGACCGAUUAUUAUAUAGCUAGUUCCAAGGAGGAAAAUUUAAUUGUGAAAACUGGACAAGAAUACUCCGUUCCACGUCUCUUUUCUCCUUUUUUUUCAAGUUUUGAUAAAGACCAGUUAGCGAAUAUCCAUUCAUACUCCUGGAAAGAGCGCUUUAAAAUUAGCAAACUUUAAAGGUUAUACGUUAAAAGCGAACGAAUAUAGUUGCUCCACAAAGUCGCGAAAUUUUACAGACGUUUGUGUGGUGGGAGAGGGGAGGUGGGGGGAACGAACUUGCCCACCCCCUACCAUACAAAAGUCUGUAAAAUAGACCUUUUUACCGAUACGACGGCCGUAUUGAAUUAAUUCGAUUUAAGGAGUAUUAUAGGAUGCCCAAGGGGCAUGAGCACAUCUCGUUUGUAUUUUUGAGCGCUUUUCGGGACAUUUUUUCUUAAAGUUUUCUUAGAAUAAGAUUGUAAUGAGAGAGAAGAUCCUUGUGCCGUGUUUGGAUGUAAUACUGAUCGCCUUUUUCUGGUUUAGUAUUAGAAAUAUGAUCUUUCACUGUAUAUUUCUCGAGAAAAAGGCGAUCAUUAUUACAUCCAAACACGGCACAGGGAUCUUUUUUCCCAUUACAAUCUUAUUCUAAGAAAAAUUCAAGAAAAAAUGUCCCGAAAAGCGCUCGAAAACACAAACGAAAUGUGCUCAUGCCGCCUGGGCAUCCUAUAAUACUCCUUAAAUCGAAUUAAUUCAAUAUGGCCGCCGUAUCGGUAAAAAGGUCUAUUCGGCGACUUUGUGGAGCUAUAUCUUCGGUAGUUAUCAACAAAUCGUGAUCAAAUUUGGCAUCUUUGCUGAUUUUAAAGGAGCUGUGUCAGGAAAUUUAGCCAAAUUAGGGAAUUACAAAAUGCCCGUUAAAUUAAGAGAAACAUAAAAAUAACCGCUUAAAACUUUAAAGGAAGGUUAAAAUAACAUAACAGAAACAACAGAUGCCACGGAUGGGCAAAACUGAAGAAUAUUGAAACGGAUUAAAAUUAGGGUUUUUGAAAAUUGUUCAGCCUAACAGUUUUUCAAAGUUGAUCCCUGCGGCUUGCAACUUCAAAAAUAAUGCUCAUGAGACAUAUUUGUUCGUCUCGGAUCUCUGAUUUUGUCAUUUACAUGUAAUUUCUUUGCUUACUUUAAGUUCCAUAGCGAUUGAGGGCAAACGCAGGGCGAGUAAUUGGCAAAAUUAAACAAAAGAAAGAACACAGAAGACACACGUGACACAGCCCCUUUAAUGCGUUCUCGUCAGCCAUGUUGACGAUUGACGGAUUUUCGCUGUCUGGUUCCAGUCAAAAGUUGAAAAACCCGUGGAAGAGUCUAUUGAGCAGAAAAUGCUAAAUGAUCUUCCGAGAAGAAAGGAAAAGUAAAGGAAUACCUCCUUAAUCGUGCCAUAAAGUGGAUUAAUCUUAAUUUCCUCACUUGACAGGAUUACUAUAAAUUUCCUACUUGUGAAUUUGGCAGUGGGGGACAUUACCUACGCGACUUUUAACAUACCACAGUUAGUUAUCAGCCACAUCAACGGACAUCCGGAAGGAGUGGCAGGGAGAGUUUUAUGCAUCUUUAGAAAUGGACUCUUGGCCUGGGUUGGAGAAGGUGCUUCGGUCUUCACCCUUGUUGCCAUAGCAACGGAACGUUACUAUGCCGUCAUAUAUCCUCUUGGUAACAAAGGAAAGCUGACAAUACGCAAGCUAAAGGUAACCUUUUCUGGAAGCACUGCAGUGUUGACCCAAUAUUUUCCAAUUAUCGCACGUUUUUUAAAUCCCCCACGAAUUUUCACUCAUUUAAAACAUUCGAAAAAUCAUCUAGAAAUUCUCAAACAAUUGUUGAACUAAGGACUUUGACCUUGGCCGUUUUUCUGCCAGAGACGUUAAAGUCGUCUAGUGUAAAAACGGGACGCACAAAAGUAGACGACCUUAUUUAAAAAAGUAGAUUUUUCUGAAAAAAGGACUAGGCUCUACUCUCGGAAGACACUGGACACGAGUUAAAGCGACACCAAAAAUGAACUUCAAGCCCGCGAAAUGUGAACAAAUUGUUCAGACUCUAACAUGGCGGCGCGUUACAACUUUUAGAGUCUAUUUCUCGCCGUCGCCAAGAAAGGCAGUGACUUAGAAAUGCAGAUGUUGGUAACACAGAAGAGUGAAUCUCCAAAGUUAAUGCAAAUUCAGUUCGGUCGUCUGUGAGAACAGAUGCAAACUCCUUAAAUUCAUUCUCACUCCACUCUCUACCACGAGACUCCUUCAUGCUCUUCUUGGCCGCCAUGUUGUUUUGCACUCGUCCCAGUCGUCUCUGGACGAGUCGAGCAUAAAUGCGUCCUAGUUUACGACGUCCCGUCUUUAUACCAGACGAGUUUAACGUCUGAGACGUUAAAGUCGUCUGUUAAGUGCGUCGUUCGGACGCACUUAACAGAAGACGUUAAAGUCGUCUGCCUUAUUUACCGUUUUUAUGCUAGGCGACGACUUUAACGUCUCAGACGACUUUAACGUCUCUAGCAUGAAAACGGCCAAUAGCGAUACAGACGCUGACGUUAUCUAUUGAUGUUACUUUAUCAAGAAGAAAUUAUUUCGGUUCACUAAUUGGACCAAUCUUAGAGCGCUUGACGAUUCAAUAGAUAAUUUGUGUUAUAGAAAAGCUUUAAAGGCUAAGAAACUAAACGGGUCAUUUUCUUUGGCUGCGGCCUAGAUGUUACGGGUCAAAUUAAAUUCAGCUUAAUUUUUUUUUCAACCUAGGUUGAUUCUCUAUUUCCUUAAUUCUCCUAGUCCUAAUUUUUGAAUAAUUAGGGCGAGGAGAAUUAAGCAAAUAGAGAAUCAACUUAGGUUAAAAAUUUUUAACCUAAAUGUAAUUUUGACCUGUAACACCGAUAUAAAUAAGAGCAACUAUCAGGCAAAAUUGAAUAUGUGGAAGAAACUUUUCUUUUUUUGUAUUUUUUGUUACUGGUCAAAGGCAGAAUGGAUAAGUUACUGCUGUUCCACCAAGUGACAAGAAGGUUCCAGAGGGGGUAGACAUCCUUGCAUUCUUCCAGCAGAUGCUCUAAGGUCUGCAUCAAUCCACACACAUGACAAGAGUCAGGCCUGUUUCAAACGUCGUGCUACUGCCGUGCCAAGCUGGCUAAUGUAUUUAUACUUUAUGAAUUGAGUUCUGCACGGCGGUAGCACGACGUUUGAAACCAAGUCGAGCUACUGCCGUGUAGCACGACUUGGUUUCAAACGUCGCGCUACUGCCGUGCUAAAGUCGAAUUUAAUUCGAGCAAUUGAGUUCGGCACGGCAGUAGCACGACGUUUGAAACGGGCCUCACUGUCAGUGAUUUUUGGCCUUGAAAAGUUUGCUGCGUGUGUACAGGAUGUGAUGGUUUAUUUUGUUGUGGUUGGUUAAUGUUUGGUGUGCAUGGUACAGAUAUUGUUGAGUUUCUUUUCAAAGUCGUAGUUAUAGUAAUGACAUCAUAAGCAAUACCAAGAAGCAGCCCUUAUUUUCUUUCAUUUGGAAUUUCCCAGAAUAACUGCACUUACCAAAACCUAACAUUGUCUAGGUUAGUCGAGGGGAUGAUGACCUCGACAUAUUUUGUUUUACAGCUAAUAAUUCCUGGUUCAUGGAUCCUCGCAGUGAUUAUUAAUAUUCCAGCAUUUAUCAAGCAAGACUUUGUGAAGGAACAAAAUCCCAACUAUUGCAUUUACGAUUACGACUGGCCACAAGAAUGGAUGGAAAAAGCCUUUCUAUUGGCAGGAAUUUGCAUUCCUAUGCUUUGCUUUACCCUGAUGAUGGGGUUGUAUUCCAGAGUCAUAUACACUAUGUGUUUCAAGCGUGAUGAUUAUACUCAACACACAUGCCAACAACAGGUAUGACUUUAUUGUCCAAUAAAUGUUUUGUGUGGAAGUACCGAGAAAAAAACCUGUAAUUAAGUAGAGACAGUCUUUUAUUUAGGGGUCCUGUUGUCGGAAAGACUGCCCGAGAAUGUGAGAAUAUUUAUACAUUCAAAAGAGUUCUCAAAACGCCUACCAACAAAGCAGCACUUGAGAAGGUUUAUCUUAUUAGAGGAACCUGGAUGAACUACAGUAAGGGUCUUGUUAUCUUUGUAUAUUUUUAAUUUUCUUUUAGUCUUAGCUUUUGUAUUAAGUCUUAAUUGCCACCUUGUAAUUUUAAACUUUACCUUCUUAUGCUAGUAUAUAGUUGUAUUUCGUUAAAGUUGUAUAUCAUAUAGGUGUAAUUUACAAAUGUGACUUUUAUCUAUCUAUCUAUCUAUUUAUCUAUUUAUUUGAUUAUUAGUGAGGUCCACAGCAUCAGCUUUAAUUAGUUGCCUGUAUUUUCUAACCCGCGGUAUCAAAUAAAUUAUAAUUAAUAUGUAUGUAUGUAUGUAUGUAUGUAUGUGUUUUUAUUAUGGGCUGUUUACAACUAGUGUCAAAGCACCUGUACCUGAGGGUACUACUGAUUGGCGUUGUGCUUGCAAGGGAGUCCCUGAUAUGCACCUUGCAUUUGUCUUGACGAAAUUUAGCCAGUUUAGAGGCAAAAAAUUAAACACAUGUACUUUAUUUGAGUGUCAAUGUAUUUAGCACGAAAGUACUCAUUGGGGACACUAUUUUUUACGUCUCUUACUGGAGACGGAACCACCAUUUUACGUAGUCAUCCGAGCACCGCGAAGGUCUAGCCGGUUGCAUUACAAAGGUAGUACCUUCAUUUCUUAGGUCCGGCCCCGGGAAUCGAACCCGCGUCCUCCCGCUCUGCGGUCACACGCUCUACCGACUGAGCUAACACUGCAGGAAAUAACGCAUUUGUUUCACUAUAUUUUUAUAUUAUCUUAAUUGCUAAUGCCAGCACAGGUUUUAACGUGGUUUUAAGAGGGGUAUACUGAUAGAAACGUUCGACGAUCAAGUGACCAAUAGCUGUCAGCACAGUAAUUUAUAAGUUAACUGUAAUUAUUCAUAACGAUUCUUACAACUUGUAUUACAGAACCUCAGUUAUUGGUGGCACACGUUUUAUCCCAUAUCGUUUUUUUAAAUUUGUGCAUACUUUUUACUUAGUUUUGUUUGUUUAUUAUUUAUUGAUCUCGAAACUCUUUUCAAAGCAGGCUAGACGCUUCAAUCGACCAAUUCCGAUAUAUUAAAAUCCAUAAAUGGCUGCGAUGCUUGGAGCCAAGUAUGAAUUUUAAUAUAUCGAAACCAUUUUUUUAGUGCUCAUGAGUUUUUUUCGUUUUUUUUUUUCUUUACCCAGGCUGUACUGAAAGUGCGUAAGAGAGUCACCCUAAUGGUUCUUAUAGUGACUGUCAUAUUUGGAAUAUGCUGGGGUACAGACUGUAUACUCCACGUGAUGGAAGUUGUUGCCUCCUACAAUUUCAGCCGGGUAGCGAUUCCCGUGGCUCACGUCAUGAUCAUGUUUAAUGCCGCUGUCAACCCGUUUGCAUAUGCUUUGGUUAACCAAAGGUUCCGAGAGAAGAUGAAGGGAAUCUUAGUCCGCAGCUUACGUUUUUCGUCUGCGAGGGUGCAAACAGCAACAAAAUCGCCUAGCAUUGGGUCGGCCUGGCACGUCACACAGCCAAGAGAGAAUGUCCUUGCACGAGACCCAGUUUGGAGUGAUAUCGAGCUCCAGUCUUAUAGAAACAGUUCUACAAUUAAGCAAUAG
Molecule: messenger RNA, 6774 nt
Organism: Porites lobata
Lineage: Eukaryota; Metazoa; Cnidaria; Anthozoa; Scleractinia; Poritidae
Source: the annotation of a GenBank genome assembly